Molecule: messenger RNA, 2896 nt
Organism: Hypanus sabinus (Atlantic stingray)
Lineage: Eukaryota; Metazoa; Chordata; Chondrichthyes; Myliobatiformes; Dasyatidae
Product: E3 ubiquitin-protein ligase TRIM11-like
Exons: 6
Coding region: 292-1875 (527 amino acids)
Molecular function (GO): protein binding; zinc ion binding
Source: RefSeq, a predicted model, not a curated record
CGGCCCGAAACAUCGACAGUGCUUCUCCCUAUAGAUGCUGCCUGGUCUGCUGUGUUCCACCAGCAUUUUGAGUGUGUAGCCAGAGAGAGAUAUCUUUUCUCUCCCUCUCUAGUCUGAAGUCACUUUAAUACAGUAUUUAUGAAUGAAAACAACCAAUGAGAUUGACAGGCUGUGUGUGAUUUUCAGUCCGAAUUGGAGCCGCUUGGUGCUGUCCGAGACUCUGCGAUCGGCGGACAGAGCUGUGCAACAUCCUCUCUUUCCCCCGUCUACUUCCGCCGCACUCCUGUCAACAUGGCUGCCGCUCCCCAGCAGGAGCCCCUGGAGGAAGAAUUAACCUGCACAGUUUGCUUGGAGGUUUUCACCGACCCUGUUAUCCUCAGCUGCAGACACAGCUUCUGCCGAGCCUGCGUAGAGGAGGUGUGGAAGGAGCCUGACUCGGGCAUUUACGCCUGUCCGCAGUGUCGAACAGGUUCCACGGUUCGGCCUGCCUUGGAGAAGAACUUCCAGCUGGCAAACAUCGUGGAUAGGUACAUGGCUCUGGAGAUCUCCAAGGACGCUGUUCCCUGCAGUUACUGCACUAAGAAGAAGCGCUCCGCCGUGAAGAGCUGCCCUCGGUGUCAAGUGUCGAUGUGCUCCACGCAUCAUGAGUUACAUAGCAACGCGAUGCUGAAGAGUCACCCUCUCACAGAUCCCACGGCAGACACGGCGAUGGAAAAAUGCACCGUACACCAGAAGCCGCUGGAGAUCUACUGCAAGGACGACUCCGUCUGUGUCUGCACUUUCUGCGCUCUGCUAGGAAACCACAAAGGUCAUGAAGUCAUCAGAAUCAGCGAAGCAGUGAGCGAGCUGAGAAAUAAUUUGGAAGAACAGCAGGAGAAGCUCAGGGUCAGUGCCGAUACUUCACAGGCUACUUUGAAAGAUCUCCAGAAAGAGAAACAAGACGCCUUGGAAUCCAUGGAGAAGAAGAAAGCAAACAUUGAGAAGAAGUACAAGGCACUCAGACAGCAGAUUGAAGAAGAGGAGAGGGAAGCUUAUGAACAGUUGAAUAAGGAGCUGAUUCGUGUAACGUCAGAGAUUGAUGGCAGGAUCCUUACUCUCCAGAAUUUGAUGAAAGAAUUUGAAGAAUCUAUUGCUCAGCUCAAAGAUCUUUCAAAGAAGAAUGAAGACAUCCUGUUUAUUGAGGAAUUUAACUCUGUUGCUAAACGGUUCAAGGAUGUCUUGCUGCCAUUUAUACCCACAGCUUACACAUCAGGUGAGAUGCAAAUAAUAGACCCAAAACCAUGCCCAGAUGAGGGACCUGAAGGGGUGAAGGACAGAGAAAUGAUGAUCAAGCUGUAUGGACAUACACCAACUCUGGAUCCAGACACAGCCAAUCCCUACCUUGUCCUAACAGACAAUAACAGAACAGUGUCUGCGUCGAGCCAGAUACAGUUGCUUCAGAGAAGUGCACAAAGAUUUGAUCGAUGGCCUCAAGUGCUCGGUACUGAGUGUGUGAGCUGUGGCCGAUCCUAUUGGGAGGUAGAGAUCAGGGAGGGAGGUGGAGCCUGGAGCGUUGGAGUUUGCUACACAAGCAUUAACAGAAACGGGGAGGGAAAUAAUUGCCUACUGGGAUUUAACAACAAAUCCUGGUGCAUCCAUUCUGGGCCAUAUGUUCUUUCAAGCCUACACAACGGGAAAAGGAUUGCAGAGUUUCCUGGAAAACCCUCCACGGUGGGAGUUUUUGUGGAUUUUGAAGAUGGAGUUAUCUCCUUUUACAGUGUGUUGGGCAGUAAAAUUACCUUGUUGUACACCUUCCACGGAACAUUCUCUGAACCUCUCUGCCCAGCACUGCGGCUUCGAACUGGUGUCACUCUGUCCUUGUCUGCCCUGAAGUAAUUUGUGUCAGGGCUACUGUGUAACUUAAAUGUACUGUAUAUCCCACCAUAUCAUUACUUCCUCCAAAAAAAAUCUGCAAAACGCCAAGUUUCAUCUCAAAGAUCCAAACCUUCUGACCUUGUAGCUUUCUCUGUCUGGGACACAGACCAUUACAGCCAGGUGCAGCUUGAAGAACUUGUCAACACAAGAGCUUUGGGUCUUUGAAAUCCAUCUGUACUCUUGAGCUGUAUUUCAGUCAGUGCUUUUAAAAGUCAAUUUCUUGUGGAAGGAUCUUCAUUCUCAUCACCAUAGUUUCACCAAGCAGUACUUUUCAACUGAAACAUUUGCACUACACAGUUGGUCACAUUCUUGUUGGCUGCCUCUGCUUGUUAAGAUCUAAAGUUGAACUGUGUGUAGCUGAAGAAGUUUUUCCAAUUUCAAUACUUCUCUGUGAUACCCUUAUCUGUUGGUUGAGCAGGUUUAAAUACAGUAUAAUUGUAUCUUUGAAGGGGAGGCCUGAGUGUGGUGGUUAGUUCCAGUGAUAUGUGGCCUGUCUUUAUUAAAGAAACAGGUUAGUAUCUAAGAAAUGUCUUCAUUUGGUUUGUAUCUCAGUAUUUCACUUCAUAUUUUGCAUUGUAUGUUAUUGGUCAAGCAAAUUAAAUGAUUCAUUUGCUAUUGUUUGUAGAUUGCAGGCAGGCAGGGGAAUGAGACAGGAUCUCUUCAGUAUCUGGAACAAUCACAUUUAUUCUGUCUGUCCCAUUUAUUAGUCAUUUUAAAAGGAAAGUAAUUAAUCAGAUAUGUUGUUAUGGUCAGUUAUUUGCUGGUUACUUUCGCUUCUGUAUUAUUUCUUUGAAAUUUGAUUAGUGCUUUCACCCCAGUCCAGAUGGCUAAAUUUCAUUGCAUAUUUGUGUUUUAUCUCAAAUACAAAAUAAUCACAGAAAAGGCGGCUACACCAUAGGCUGCAUCUAUAAAGGAAUAUUUCAGAUCAUAUUAAAUUUGUUUAUUAAAACUUUUUUCUAGAAUAAAAGUAAUUUUGCUUUCA